AUGUAUCUACGAGCGGUAAUAGUUCUGGUGCUGGUAGCAGCUACUCACGUACUGUCCAAAUCCAACCCACCAAUGGGAUGUGUUCUACUCGAGAGUGUCGCCUAUCGGAAAUUUCUAUUUUCCGGGCUGUACCACAGCAGCAUGUACGAUCGAAACGUCAACUACGAUAACUGGGAACAUUUAGAAGACAAGGAAUGGAUCUUCGAGAAAAGUGGGAAGGAGUACCGAAUUUACACCGUCAAGAAUCAAAUCGCUCCGAUGUAUCUCCAUACCAACAAAGCCAUGCAGUUCGAUGGCGAUCGGAGGCGAGUACAUCUAUCGGCCUUCAUCAACGGAACUAAAGAGAUGCAAUGGACGGUUGAGCAGCAGAAAAAUGGCUACUUUGCCAUCAAAAACAAAGAGAUGAAGGAAUAUCUGUACGCUGGUGAGCGAAAGUUUGACGUGCCUUACGGAUGCCUCCAGCCUUACGAGAUGAACCUGAACCACUGGAAAACCAACAACACCAUCUGCCGAACCGUCGGGCAAGUUUUCACUUGGAAGGGUAAAAUGCCGAAGGAGCUGGGAUUUGAAUAUCUGUGGAACGUUCGUUCAUGUUGACCUAUAUGUAACUAAGUAUU
Messenger RNA from Ochlerotatus camptorhynchus, 617 nucleotides. RefSeq lists its product as uncharacterized. The transcript has a single exon. The record is from RefSeq and is a predicted model, not a curated record. NCBI's taxonomy places the organism in Eukaryota, Metazoa, Arthropoda, Insecta, Diptera, Culicidae. The coding region runs from base 1 to 597 and encodes 198 amino acids.